This is a messenger RNA of Diospyros lotus (date-plum), 1177 nucleotides long. RefSeq lists its product as uncharacterized. The record is from RefSeq and is a predicted model, not a curated record. The transcript is spliced from 7 exons. Lineage: Eukaryota; Viridiplantae; Streptophyta; Magnoliopsida; Ericales; Ebenaceae. The coding region runs from base 77 to 958 and encodes 293 amino acids.
CCAGUGGUCUCUUGGAGGCCAUUUACCCGUUCCCAGCGUCGUGGCUGUGCGCUGACGUGCGCCCUUCGGACAAAGUAUGUUUGUCCUACACUCUGGCGCGCCUCUUCUUCAACUUCGGCGGUCCAGUUCCGGCCAACCCAGUCGCUGGAAGCGAGUUCUAACAGCUUAUUCCCUUCCAAUCCAAAACCCUAUCCAAUUAAAUAAAGCUAGUAGUCUCUGUACUGUCACUGCCAGAGCGAGUCCACGCCGGGGCACCAAAACCCCGAAUUUGCGAACCCAGAUUGAGGAAGAGGAUGAUGGAUUCGAUGAUGUUGAGGGCGGCGAGGGUGGGUUUCAGUUCAGGGGAAGAGAAGAAGAGAGGGAUUAUGAUAGGGACCCUGAAUUUGCCGAAAUCCUUGGGAACUUUCUUGAUGAUCCUGAUAAAGCGAGGUCCAAAAUGGAGGAGAGAUUGAGGAGGAAAAGGAACAAUAUCUUACACACAAAAAUGGGUUCGGCAACCCCAAUGAAAGUAAAGUUCAACAAAUUUGCUUUCUCAAACUCAUAUAUAUGGUUUGAAUUCUACAACAUUCCACUGGAGAAAGAUGUUACCUUAAUCUGUGAUACAAUUCGCUCAUGGUACAUUGUCGGACGUCUUGGUGGAUGCAAUUCCAUGAAUAUGCAAUUAUCACAAUCCCCUUUGGAUAAAAGACCAAGUUAUGAUGCUGUUCAAGGAGCAAAUGUUACUCCAACUACAUUCUAUAACAUUGGAGAUCUGGAGAUUCAGGACAACUUAGCACGAAUAUGGGUGGAUAUUGGAACCAGUGAGCCAUUACUCUUGGAUGCUUUAAUAAAUGCAUUUACACAGAUAAGCUCUGACUAUGUUGGAAUCAAGCAAAUUGUGUUUGGUGGAUCUGAAUUUGAGAACUGGAGGGAGGAUUUCACAUCAGAAGAUGCAGGUUACACUGUCCACAAAAUUUAGGGAACUCUACUUGGAGUCAACAUAAUGCUGCUUCUUUCUGCUUCAUCUGUAAAAUCCUAAACAAUCAAAGAUGGGUAUAGAGCUAAGGAAACUGUCCUUCUGUCAAUUUUCCAAAUAGCACGUGUAAUAGGAACUAGCAAUUAGGAUUCUUGAUGCAGUGUACUUUUAUUAAGACUUUUUACUACUAUUGUAGGUCGAAUUAGUUUUAGGUGUUUUAUA